Molecule: messenger RNA, 6234 nt
Organism: Arvicanthis niloticus (Nile rat)
Lineage: Eukaryota; Metazoa; Chordata; Mammalia; Rodentia; Muridae
Gene: Bend3
Product: BEN domain containing 3
Biological process (GO): negative regulation of transcription by RNA polymerase II; rDNA heterochromatin formation
Cellular component (GO): heterochromatin
Molecular function (GO): rDNA binding
Source: RefSeq, a predicted model, not a curated record
CUGUGCAGGCCGAGCGCGCCCGCCCCGCAGCGCGCCCCAGCUCCCCGCCGCGGUCGCUCACGCCCGAGCGCCGCCGCCGCCGCCGGUCCCGCGUGUGCCCCGCUGAGGGGGAGGGGCGGCGCGGUGGGGGCGGAGGGCUUGAGGUUCCACUGCAGCGGGGGCUCCUGUGUCCUUGUGCGGAAAUGACACACGGAGUCCCGUCACGUCACGCGAGAGCGCAGCGCACGGACACACACAAAGAGAGGGGAAAAUACACGGCGCCCGCCCGCCCGCCGCCCCCAGCCAGUCGGCGGGGCUGCCCCGGCCAGGCCCUGCGCGCUCGGCCCCCACUGCGGCCCGCGCGCCCGCCCCCCGCACGUGGCGCCCGAACUCGGCGCGGGCCCCGCUCCGCAAAGUAACAACUCUCGUCCCAGUGGAAUAGAAGAUGAACUCAACUGAAUUCAGUGAAGAUGUAGAAGAAGUUCUAAAAACUAACCCUGUGAAGGUGGAGGGCGGCGAUGCUGUGCUGGACUGCUCCCGGAACUCCAGGGCCUCUGAGAAGCACCCUCUGGACAGCGUCCUCACUGCCCUCCACGAUUCCAGCAAGCGGAAGCAGCUGGGCAGCGACGGCCAGCCAGACUCUGUCCCCAGUGUGAAGAGGAGACGGUUGAUACCUGAGGCCCUCGUGGCAGGCAUGCGCACACGAGAGAACAGCUCGCCCUGUCAGGGAAAUGGAGAACCUGCCAGCAGGGGCAGGAGUGGGAGCUGUGUGUGGCCUGCAGAAGAGGAGCCUGCCACUGAAGCCGCCAUGCCUUCCUACAAGAAGCCCCUGUACGGCAUCUCCCACAAGAUCAUGGAGAAGAAGAACCCUCCCCCGGGAGACCUGCUCAGCCCCUAUGAGCUCUUUGAGAAGGCAAACUCCGGCAGCAGCCCUUCUCCUCUGCGCCUGCUCAGCGAAUCUCAGAAGCGGGAAUGCGGUGUCGGGGUUGGCACCGAUGGGGACCCCAAUAUCUACUUCCUGAUCCAGAAGAUGUUCUAUAUGCUCAACACGCUCACGUCUAACAUGUCCCAGCUUCACAGCAAGGUGGACCUGCUCUCCCUCGAGUUGAGCCGUGUCAAGAAGCAGGUGAGCCCUUCUGAGCUGGUGGCCAAGUUCCAGCCUCCGCCUGAGUACCAGCUCACUGCUGCAGAGCUGAAACAGAUCGCUGAGCAGAGCCUGUCCUGCGGCGACCUAGCUUGUCGCCUGCUGGUGCAGCUUUUCCCUGAGCUCUUCAGCGACUUGGACUUCUCCCGGGGCUGCAGUGCCUGUGGCUUUGCCGCCAAGCGGAAGUUAGAGUCACUGCAUCUCCAGCUCAUCCGCAACUAUGUGGAGGUCUACUACCCCUCGGUGAAGGACACAGCCGUGUGGCAAGCUGAGUGCUUGCCACAGCUGAAUGACUUCUUCAGCCGCUUCUGGGCCCAGAGGGAAAUGGAAGACAGCCAGCCAGGCGGCCAGGUCACCAACUUCUUUGAAGCAGACCAAGUGGAUACCGGCCACUUUCUGGACAACAAGGACCAAGAGGAAGCUCUGUCUCUGGACCGCAGCAGCACCAUCGCCUCGGACCAUGUGGUGGACACACAGGACCUCACCGAGUUCCUAGAUGAAGCCUCCUCUCCAGGUGAGUUCGCCGUGUUCCUGCUGCACCGGCUCUUCCCUGAGCUCUUCGACCACCGGAAGCUGGGUGAGCAGUACAGUUGCUACGGUGAUGGAGACAAGCAGGAGCUGGAUCCGCAGAGGCUGCAGAUCAUCCGCAACUACACAGAGAUCUACUUUCCUGAUAUGCAAGAGGAGGAAGCCUGGCUGCAGCAGUGCGCCCAGCGCAUCAAUGAUGAGCUGGAGGGCCUGGGGCUGGAGGGAGGCAGCGAGGGAGAGGCACCGCGUGAUGACUGCUACGACUCCUCUAGCCUGCCAGACGACAUCUCGGUGGUCAAGGUAGAGGACAACUUUGAAGGCGAGCGGCCUGGCCGGCGCUCCAAGAAGAUCUGGCUGGUGCCCAUUGACUUUGACAAGCUAGAGAUUCCACAGCCUGACUUCGAGAUGCCGGGUUCAGACUGCCUUCUGAGCAAGGAGCAGCUGCGCAGCAUCUACGAGAGCAGCCUGUCCAUCGGCAACUUUGCCUCCCGCCUGCUGGUGCACCUCUUCCCGGAGCUCUUCACCCACGAGAACCUGCGCAAGCAGUACAACUGCAGCGGCUCCCUGGGCAAGAAGCAGCUGGAUCCUGCCCGCAUCAGGCUGAUCCGCCACUACGUGCAGCUCCUCUACCCGAGAGCCAAGAACGACCGAGUGUGGACCCUGGAGUUUGUGGGCAAGCUGGAUGAGCGCUGUCGGCGCAGGGACACGGAGCAGCGCCGCUCCUACCAGCAGCAACGCAAAGUCCAUGUGCCUGGCCCCGAGUGCCGGGACCUAGCAAGUUAUGCAAUCAACCCCGAGAGGUUCCGUGAGGAGUUUGAGGGGCCCCCGCUGCCUCCUGAAAGGAGCAGCAAAGACUUUUGCAAAAUACCCUUGGACGAGUUGGUGGUCCCCUCACCUGACUUUCCGGUGCCUUCCCCCUACCUGCUGUCAGACAAGGAGGUACGUGAGAUCGUGCAGCAGAGCCUGUCGGUGGGUAACUUCGCCGCCCGGCUCCUGGUCAGGCUCUUCCCCGAACUCUUCACGGCCGAGAACCUUCGACUGCAGUACAACCACUCCGGGGCUUGUAACAAGAAACAGCUGGACCCCACGAGGCUGAGGCUCAUCCGCCAUUAUGUGGAGGCUGUCUACCCCGUGGAGAAGAUGGAAGAGGUGUGGCACUAUGAAUGUAUACCCAGCAUUGAUGAGCGGUGUCGCCGCCCCAACAGGAAAAAGUGCGACAUUCUCAAGAAAGCCAAGAAAGUAGAGAAAUGACAGGGCUGGGGCUGCCCAGGGACUUGGGUCACCACAGGCUGAGCAACGGGUGCCCUUGGGACUGAGCAUGGCUCUGGAGCUCGUGUAUGGUAUCCGCAGACAGGCACCUUAUGCCAGUGGGGAGUGGUUUCCUACAUUUGCACACCUACCCAGCCACAAGAAAGAAGCCUUGAAUUUGGUCUUUUGUAUUCAUGACUUUGUUCUGUGUUCCCUGGUGGCACAGCCGGAGUUUGCCGGAGUAGCCAAGCUGUGAAAUCAGAGAAUUGGUAGGGUAGGGUCCCUUCACAGGGCUGGGGUGCCCUCCCUAGCUCUUACAAUUCAACAUUCAAAUUUCGACUAGAUGUGGUAGCCCACACCUCUAGGCCAUUGGAGUUUGAGGCCAGUCUGGUUGUCCGGUUAGUCUGCAUCGUGAAUUCCGGCCCAGCCAGGGCUGGAGAAGGAGACCCUGUCUCAAAAAACAACAGAACGCAGCAACUUGUUUCUCUCCCCAGGUUUUACAUCUUCUAUUUUUAUCUUCUUCUUCUGUUUUUUUUUUUUUUUAAUUAAAAUGAAACUUUGAACGAAUCAUUAGGCUCACUGGGAGCCGUUUGAUUUAGAAAAAAUCUUAAAAUAUGAGAUGUUGUAAGAUUACUUCAGUUGCUGGGAUUUUUAAAGAUGAUUUUAGAUUUAUGCUUUUUUUUUUUUUUUUAAAGAAAUGCCAUAUUCAGGCAUUAUGGGUAACUGUGGCUUCAGGUGGCAUAGUGACUGUUUUUACUAAUCCUGUGUUUGACAUCUGAUUUUGGAGGAGUCCAGAGCCCCUUAGCUUCAGCAGACGGGACGGAUUAUAAGUAGUGUGUAGCCCCUCUCUUACUCUAUGUGAGUUUCCCUUCUGCUGUGGCUCAGCCUGUCUGCCACUGCCGUGUGGUGCUCACUGUGUAGAUGAGAACACUGGAAGAUGACAUGAAUGUAGGUAGAGCAGAGGCGUGGGUCUCAUGGCCUUCAUGGGAGCCGUGUCCUCCUGCAGCCCUGUUCCCUCCCCACACAGAGAUGCUGGUGUAGAGGGACACAUUGGAACACAAUGUGUAGGGACAUUUUUGUGUGAUUUACGGGUGAGCUUUUGGGUUCACCAAGAACUGUUUACUCUCCGUGUAUUUGUACAAAGUCCGUGUCCCCAGACCUCAGUGUUAGCUCCUCCCAUGAGUAGCAUGGUCUUGAACCUCCAAAGCCCAGGCCUAGGGCUCUUUUGCAGGUGUUGGAAGGACCCAAACCAUCUUAAAUGGAGUGCCCACACCCCUUCCCAGUCCCACCAGACCUUUUCCCUCAAACCUUGUAGGAAGUUCUGCCGUUCUACCCCGGCCCACCCCUAGCAUGGAGGCGCACAUCUCUUCCCCUUCUGCGCUGGGGCCAGAUGCCUAAGAAGGAAAGGAAACUGUUUCCCCGACUCAGUGCAUCUCAUCCUUGCCUAGAAGAGUAAUGAGUUGCCCAGGGCAGUCACAAAACCCUUGUGGGACAUUACAGAUGUGAUAACUUUAAUGGCUUAAUAUUUUGCUACCUUAAUAUGCAGGAAUGAUAGAAUCUAUGAAUUUUCUCAUAAAGAACUUCCGUUCUAGCAGACAACAUGAUAUAAUCUCGCAUGUACCCAAUGGGCAUUUAAAAAAAAAAUAACAAUUUGAAUACUGUAAAGCUUCUAUCCACUGUCAUUUUCAGAUUAUGCUAUAACUGUAAAUCUAAAUUAUUGACAUUGGGAAGUGCACAGAGACUUGGUGGCACUCUGUCACAUACCCACACCUGCACACAUAUCUCCUUAUAAGAAGUGAGGUGAGGGGCCCACGAACGACAAGGCAACCUUCUUGUGCCCAGGAAGAAGGUAAUAAGGCAGCCGGAAGACUCCCCUUUCCCCUCACUUGGCCUCUCUCUAAUGCCUUAGUCACACACAUGUGCACACACAUGCACGCACACACACACUACCCCAAAGAUGGCCGUGGCACUCUCUCAUUGCUUCACUGGUUUGAGAGAAUUCCACGGGAUUUGUUCUGGUCUUGAGGAUGUAACCAAGAGGAUUCCAAGCCAUGUGGAGAUUGUCCUGCUUUCUAGAAAGUGGAGUGUGGUCCCGAGACGUCAGAAGCACAAUCGGUCACUGAGUUUUUAGAAGUCCUGUCUACUCACGUCAGAGAAAUGGCGGGCUCUAGGAAGUAAGCGGGACUUUUCGUUACCCAGAGCGUGUUAAAUUCUGGGAACCUGUAUUUUGGUUUCCUUAAUACUUUAACUAUGUAGGGCUUCUCUUCACCCCACCCCCACCCCCAUAAAGAGCCGGACACUCUGGGAGCUGUUUCCUGCCCCUACUGGACUGUAUGGUGCCCUCACUCACCGUCCGUACAGGUAGCUCCAGUGGGCAUUUUUUUUUUCAUGAAGCAAUAGAAAUAUAAAAUACUUAUUUUUUCAGAAUUUAAUGGGUUUCAUGAAAUCUGUCGGCAACUGCUUCCCCUGUCCCCAUCUAGAUUCUUUGUUUGUAGUCUGGAUUAUUUUUGCCUUGUAUCCAGAGGACUAAAGAUUAGCCCCGACAUUCUGGUGUUCACCAAAAUAGUCUGUCACGGUAGGUGGUAGUGGUCUCGGUUUUUCUGUUAGUAAGUUGUUAAAGAAUGUCUGAAGAUACUCUUGAAUGUACAGUGUUCGAAUCCUGCUUUAGUUUAUGUGGCCGCAUCUGUUUGAUGGCAAACGUUUGUCAGGGAAUCAAUGUCUAGUGUUGUUAGUGCUCGCUGCCCUUCCCCUUCAGUGUUGAAACCCAAACCUUCCUUUCCUUUUAAGUUAGGGGGCGAGGGGUUUAUAUCAGCAGCAAUCAUCAACCGACCAAUGGGAUCUACUUAGCGGCGCCUGGAGUUGGCCCGAUCGCACCACAGUGUGGCCAUUUGGGUUCUUACAGAGAUUGCCUCGGUUUCUACUGUUUCCCCCAGCAGUUGCUUCCUACCUGAUCCAGAGGGACCUGGAGACCCCUGGUUGGAGGUCACUGGGUCAUUCUGGAGUGGGGGUGAGGGCCCGGGGCUAUCACCACUGUGGGCAGUCCUCGCCUCUUGUAGAUCCAGCCUUAAUGUCUGACAUCCCAGGAAGCGCAGACCCUGCACAAAGUGGAUAUCAGAGUGAUACUGUGAGGGGUAAGUGACAAGAAUAGUUUUACCAAAGAGAAUGAGAUACCACGUCAUGUCUGCCUGUUACACUGAUCUGAGUGCACCCUUAGAAAACUGAAUGUACCACAAACCCAGGACAGUUUUGGAACUUGUAUGCUCUCUAGCAACUUUGUGUGAAUUUUUAUACAAGCACUGUUUUAUUAAUUAUAUAAAAUAUAAAAAUAGAAAAAC